Molecule: messenger RNA, 1804 nt
Organism: Exophiala viscosa
Lineage: Eukaryota; Fungi; Ascomycota; Eurotiomycetes; Chaetothyriales; Herpotrichiellaceae
Product: protein transporter SEC61 subunit alpha
Exons: 4
Coding region: 186-1616 (476 amino acids)
Biological process (GO): SRP-dependent cotranslational protein targeting to membrane, translocation; post-translational protein targeting to membrane, translocation
Cellular component (GO): Sec61 translocon complex; membrane
Molecular function (GO): signal sequence receptor activity; transmembrane protein transporter activity; ribosome binding
Source: RefSeq, a predicted model, not a curated record
GUCAAUUUGGUAGCUUCAGGAGAGACACAUUUGCCAGCUUGUCAAGUCCACCACCAUUUCAUUUCUCCUUCUCGAGAAGGUCCUUGUUUUUCUUUUACCUUUCUAUCCUCAUCUAAAGUCCUGUGCACCUCGACAGGACAUCUCAACCCUCCUAUUCUAUCUGUCGCGCACACCAAAUCGCAACCAUGAGCGGUCUCCGUUUCCUCGAUCUCAUCAAACCCUUCACGCCCCUCCUUCCGGAGGUGGCUUCACCGGAGUCCAAGAUCCCUUUCAACCAGAAGUUGAUGUGGACAGGAUGUACACUUUUGAUCUUCUUGGUCAUGAGUCAAAUGCCUCUUUACGGCAUUGUCUCCUCUGACACCUCAGAUCCAAUCUACUGGCUGCGUAUGAUGUUGGCCAGUAACAGAGGAACGCUGAUGGAGUUGGGAACGACACCUAUCAUUUCUUCAGGAAUGGUCUUCCAGCUUUUGGCUGGUACCCACCUCAUCGAUGUCAACCUCGACCUCAAGUCCGACCGAGAGUUGUACCAAACCGCGCAAAAGCUCUUUGCCAUCAUCCUCUCCUUCGGCCAAGCCUGCGUCUUCGUCCUCACCGGUCUGUACGGACAGCCAAGCGAUCUUGGUGCCGGUAUCUGUCUCCUCCUGAUUGUCCAGUUGGUCAUCGCAGGAUUGGUCGUCAUCCUCCUGGAUGAGUUGCUACAAAAGGGUUACGGUCUCGGAUCUGGAAUCUCGCUCUUCAUCGCUACCAACAUCUGUGAGUCGAUCAUCUGGAAGGCAUUCUCCCCAACCACCAUCGACACUGGCAGAGGAAAGGAGUUUGAGGGCGCAGUCAUUGCUCUAUUCCAUCUACUCGUCACCUGGCCUGACAAGACCCGCGCUCUGCGUGAGGCUUUCUACCGACAACAUCUCCCCAACGUCAUGAACCUUCUAGCCACUCUGACAGUCUUUGCUGCUGUCAUCUACCUGCAAGGCUUCCGUGUCGAGAUCCCAGUCAAGUCCUCCCGCCAACGUGGCAUGCGCGGCUCCUACCCUAUCCGUCUCUUCUAUACCUCCAACAUGCCCAUCAUGCUGCAAUCAGCUCUUGCGUCCAACAUCUUCAUGAUCAGUCAAAUGCUCUACACUCGCUUCUCUGACAACUUGUUGGUCAAAAUGAUCGGUACCUGGGAACCAAGAGACGGAUCAUCUCAACUCUAUGCUUCCGGCGGUGUCGCCUACUACAUGUCUCCUCCUCUCAACUUCCGCGACGCUCUCCUCGAUCCUAUCCACACCGUCAUCUACAUCACAUUCAUCGUUGUGACUUGCGCCGUCUUCUCCAAGACUUGGAUCGAGGUUUCUGGAUCUGCUCCACGCGAUGUUGCCAAAACGCUUAAGGAUCAGGGUUUGGUGAUGGCAGGUCACCGUGAGCAGAGCAUGUACAAGGAAUUGAAGCGUGUCAUCCCAACUGCUGCGGCAUUUGGUGGUGCUUGCAUUGGAGCCCUCUCCGUUGCCAGUGACAUGCUUGGCGCUUUGGGAAGUGGCACUGGUAUCCUCCUUGCUGUCACCAUCAUCUACGGUUACUUUGAGAUCGCAGCUAAGGAAGGUGACUUUGGUGGGAACCUGAAAGGUCUGAUUGCCUAGUAGACAUCAGCAUCUAGAACAGGUUGUUGGGGGAUGAUAUGUUUAUGAACACAAAAGCAUUGCUUUUAUGAUGCAUAGCAAGGAUCUAAGUUGGGAAGAAUUGUGAGGCUAGGAGGAAAUAUUGUAUAGUAGAAAUAUGUGAGACUCUACAAGGACUGAGACAGCGCCAGUAUCAAGAAUAUAAGAGU